CGAUUUUAUUCCAUACGUUCUUCCUUUUCAUUUAUCUUUCUCACUCAAGAGAUUUCAACUCUGUUUGAUUGAAUCGGCUAAAGUGAAGCUUUUACUUGAAUCAUGGCUUCUCGUAUUGCUAAUGAUGUUACCGAAUUGAUUGGGAACACUCCAUUGGUGUAUCUAAACAAUGUGGCGGAAGGAUGUGUUGGUCGUGUCGCUGCUAAGCUCGAGAUGAUGGAGCCUUGCUCCAGUGUCAAAGACAGGAUUGGUUUUAGCAUGAUUUCUGAUGCAGAGAAAAAGGGUUUUAUUAAACCAGGAGAGAGUGUGUUGAUUGAGCCAACGAGUGGAAACACCGGAGUUGGGUUAGCAUUCACGGCGGCUGCCAAGGGAUACAAGCUUAUCAUUACAAUGCCAGCUUCAAUGAGUAUUGAGAGAAGGAUCAUUCUCUUAGCUUUUGGAGUUGAGUUGGUUUUAACUGACCCUGCUAAGGGCAUGAAAGGCGCUAUCGCAAAGGCCGAAGAGAUUCUGGCCAAAACACCCAAUGGUUACAUGCUCCAACAGUUUGAGAACCCUGCCAACCCAAAGAUCCACUAUGAGACUACUGGACCUGAGAUAUGGAAAGGCACUGAUGGAAAAAUCGAUGGCUUUGUUUCUGGGAUUGGUACUGGUGGUACCAUUACAGGUGCAGGGAAGUAUCUCAAGGAACAGAACCCCAACGUUAAGCUUUAUGGUGUGGAGCCAAUUGAAAGUGCUAUUCUAUCCGGUGGGAAGCCAGGCCCUCACAAGAUUCAAGGGAUAGGUGCUGGUUUUAUCCCAGGUGUGUUGGAGGUUGAUCUUAUAGAUGAAGUUGUUCAAGUUUCAAGUGAUGAAUCCAUUGACAUGGCAAGGCUUCUUGCUGUUAAAGAAGGUCUUCUUGUGGGGAUAUCAUCUGGUGCAGCAGCAGCCGCAGCAAUCAAACUCGCAAAGAGGCCCGAAAAUGCCGGGAAGCUUUUUGUGGUAAGUUAUUUGGGUUAUGCAUGCCAUCACCAUCACCCCCUAAAGCUUUGAAGCUCUCAUAUAAACAAACCAAGAAGCAAUCAAACUGAGUCUUUAUUGUGUUACUGAUUCUGAGGUCAAAAGAACUCCACUGAAUUUGUUAUUUUGCAGGCGGUGUUCCCCAGUUUUGGAGAGAGGUAUCUGUCCACUGUACUAUUCGAUGCCACAAGGAAAGAAGCAGAAUCAAUGACCUUUGAGGCUUGAGUAUUCUCAGCUGAAAAUUUCUCUGUUUCUUUUCAUUAGAGACGCCAAAAAUAAAAGAAAGAUGUUCAAUUUUCUCCUAAAGAGAACCUUCAUCUUCAGUUUCAGUGCGUCUUUGUGUGUGUUUCUGUAUCUUUUGUAUGAGGAUAAAAAUCGAUCUCUGUUUUCCUUUGUGAAGAACACAUUGCUGUCAAUAAGUUUUGAGUUUAGUAUGUCACUUUUUGCUAUCUAUCUUUGAUUUGAGUUUUAUAGUCAUAAUGAUAUAUCAUCGGA
Eruca vesicaria subsp. sativa (arugula) is the source of this 1491-nucleotide messenger RNA. Lineage: Eukaryota; Viridiplantae; Streptophyta; Magnoliopsida; Brassicales; Brassicaceae. The record is from the annotation of a GenBank genome assembly.